Abrus precatorius (Indian licorice) is the source of this 1455-nucleotide messenger RNA. RefSeq names its product tubulin alpha chain. The record is from RefSeq and is a predicted model, not a curated record. The coding region runs from base 100 to 1455 and encodes 451 amino acids. Gene Ontology annotation, biological process: microtubule cytoskeleton organization; mitotic cell cycle. Gene Ontology annotation, molecular function: structural constituent of cytoskeleton; GTP binding. NCBI's taxonomy places the organism in Eukaryota, Viridiplantae, Streptophyta, Magnoliopsida, Fabales, Fabaceae. Gene Ontology annotation, cellular component: cytoplasm; microtubule. The transcript has 4 exons.
AGAGAGGCGUCUUAAUAAACGCUCUUCUCUGAAUCCCUUCGUUCCCUUCAUCUCCUUCUUUCUAUCCUUCCAUUUCGUUCUUCUUCUUCAGCGAAGCAAAUGAGAGAGUGCAUUUCGAUCCACAUCGGUCAAGCCGGCAUUCAAGUCGGAAACGCUUGCUGGGAGCUUUAUUGCCUCGAGCACGGCAUUCAGCCUGAUGGGCAGAUGCCAAGUGAUAAGACAGUUGGUGGAGGUGACGAUGCUUUCAACACCUUCUUCAGUGAAACUGGAGCUGGUAAGCACGUGCCUCGUGCAGUUUUUGUAGAUCUCGAGCCCACUGUCAUUGAUGAAGUUAGGACUGGUACAUACCGCCAACUAUUCCACCCUGAGCAGCUCAUCAGCGGAAAGGAGGAUGCAGCAAACAACUUUGCUCGUGGCCACUAUACCAUUGGAAAAGAGAUUGUUGAUCUUUGCUUGGACCGCAUCAGAAAGCUGGCGGAUAACUGCACCGGUCUCCAAGGUUUUCUGGUUUUCAAUGCUGUCGGUGGGGGUACUGGCUCUGGUCUUGGUUCCCUUCUGCUAGAACGCCUUUCUGUGGACUAUGGCAAGAAGUCCAAGCUUGGUUUCACUGUCUAUCCUUCACCUCAAGUUUCGACCUCUGUUGUUGAGCCUUACAAUAGUGUUCUCUCCACUCAUUCCCUUUUGGAACACACUGAUGUAGCUGUCCUGCUUGACAAUGAAGCUAUUUAUGACAUUUGCAGGCGUUCCCUUGACAUUGAGCGACCAACCUACACUAACCUUAAUCGUUUAGUUUCUCAGGUUAUAUCGUCACUAACUGCUUCCUUGAGGUUUGAUGGUGCCUUGAAUGUUGAUGUUACUGAAUUCCAGACUAACCUGGUGCCAUAUCCCAGGAUUCACUUCAUGCUUUCAUCUUAUGCUCCUGUGAUUUCAGCUGAGAAGGCUUAUCAUGAGCAACUAUCAGUUGCUGAAAUCACCAACAGUGCAUUUGAGCCAUCCUCUAUGAUGGCCAAGUGUGAUCCUCGUCAUGGCAAAUAUAUGGCUUGCUGUUUGAUGUACAGAGGUGAUGUGGUGCCUAAAGAUGUUAAUGCAGCAGUGGCAACUAUUAAGACCAAGCGCACUAUCCAAUUUGUUGAUUGGUGCCCCACUGGAUUCAAGUGCGGAAUCAAUUAUCAGCCUCCAACUGUUGUUCCAGGAGGCGAUCUUGCCAAGGUGCAGAGGGCUGUGUGCAUGAUCUCCAACUCCACCAGCGUUGCUGAGGUCUUCUCUCGCAUUGACCAUAAAUUUGACCUUAUGUAUGCCAAGAGGGCGUUUGUUCACUGGUAUGUUGGUGAGGGGAUGGAAGAGGGUGAGUUCUCUGAGGCUCGUGAAGAUCUUGCUGCCUUGGAAAAGGAUUACGAAGAAGUCGGUGCAGAGGCUACUGAAGGUGAAGAUGGCGAAGAGGGAGACGAUUACUGA